AUGCCUAAAAACAAGAAAAAAGCUGAUAGUUCUAGCAGUGAUAGCGAUGACGGUCCAGUGGAUAGAAAUCCUCCUCCUGAAAAGAAGGCCAAAAUGGGUUCCAGAACUGACGAUAAAGAGCCUACUUGGGUAUUGGAAGGAAAGAAGUUAGUCAAAGUACGUGAGUUUAAAGGAAAAGUGUACAUAGACAUUAGAGAAUUUUAUGAAAAGAAUGGAGAAUUAUUACCAGGAAAGAAAGGAAUUAGUUUGAAUCCCGAUAUGUGGAGAAAGCUGUUAUCCUUAGGAGAUGAAAUUAAUGAAACUGUUAGCUCUAUGUGU
Molecule: messenger RNA, 318 nt
Organism: Brenthis ino (lesser marbled fritillary)
Lineage: Eukaryota; Metazoa; Arthropoda; Insecta; Lepidoptera; Nymphalidae
Source: the annotation of a GenBank genome assembly